CUCUCUGUGCGAAAACAAUGAUGCUGAAAAGUUUUGUUUUUAUUUGUAUUUCGCACUUUCAGCAUAUUUUUUCCAAACAAUUUUGCCCUCAGUGCAGUAAAAUUACCCACAUUUAUUUACGAAAAGUGUUUUCAUUCAUCAAUGAUUUAGCAGUGCAAUCCCGUGCCAUCGAGGAGGUCAAUGGAUCCCAACGUCGUUCUCAGGAAAUUUGUUGAGCUGUGCAAUAAUCGGCAGAGUGAUCAAAUUUCUCUAUUUUUUGCAUCGAAUGGCGUUGUCGACUGGUAUGGGAGGACACUCAAGGGACCAAGGAAGAUUGCCGACUUUUUUCGCUAUAACGAUCAAUACAUUCAUAAUUUCACAGAUGGAAAACAGUGUUCGCCAUUUGAGUGCAGAGAAACUCACAAUUCAACGAAACAAAUCCCACCGGAAAAUCUGACAGAGCAAAAUGAUGACCGGAGCUCGAGAGUGAACUCUGUUGAGGAAUCGAAUGACAAUGUGCCAUCAACAAGUGGCUUUCAGACGCCUCCGCAACAGAGUUCCCAAGAGCCAGUACUGCCCGCAUUGACGCAGGGUAGGCUGUUCCGGAAGAUGAGUAGCAGUGAUGAUGAGGAGGAUGAUGGGUUGUGCUCUGUGCGGAAGGAGGCACUGGAGCAGAAGGUGGGGGGCGAGGGGGAGGUGGAGCCAAAAGGGAAACUAGAGGAGAGUCUUUCGUUGAGUCGAAAGAGGUGCUCCAGUGAGGAGCCUGAUGCUGGGUUUCCCAAGAAGCGCUUCAAAGACGCUGACUGUGAUAGUGGUGUCGUAGAGGGCGGAGACUGUGGACAAUUAACUGAUCUCUACACAGAACUGAAGUACAUUGAGGCCUUUGGGUGUCUCGAGAUGGUUCCAAGGACCAAACACCGUGGUGUUCAUACGGCUCCAUCCACGAGCUACAGCGAUUCAAAUGCCCUAACCUCACAUUUUGAGGAUCGGUGCAGUGGUGAAAGUGGAUCGAGUCACUGGACCAGGGAGACUAAACUCAAUAUCUCCUACAGAUUACAUCGCAAUCAGAGUGAUAUCCAAUUUGCUCUUGUUGUCUAUGACAAUCUGACCAAGAGACCAACAACACGUCGUAAUCUAAUCAAUGAGUUUGGCAGUCUCGAAUUCGAAAGGACACCAAAAAUAUCGCCACCGAGAAAGAAGAAUCAGGAUAAGACAAAAAAAUCGGUAACUGCCAAGAAACCACUGAGAUUUUGAUGAAAAAAAACAAAUGCCAUUUGAUACGAAGCAUCCCCCCAAGAACUAAUUAUCCCAACUAAACCCCUUAAAAUUACACGGUAAGAGAUUUUUUGUUUAUUUUUUUCAUCCCUCUAUUUUUCUCUAAUUUAAGCAAUAUUUUCAUAUCACACUUUGUUAUGAAAGAGAGACAGCGUUAAAAAAAGCAAAAGUAUAAGAAAAAAUUUUUGUGCAAAUAAAUCACAGUAAAAAAAUAAUUUGUUUUUUGAGCAAACUGUAUUUUCCAGUAAUAUUUAUUACUAAGCAACAAAGUAAUGUUUAAUAAAAAUAUGAAAAUUGUACAAAA
Phlebotomus papatasi is the source of this 1558-nucleotide messenger RNA. RefSeq lists its product as uncharacterized. The transcript is spliced from 3 exons. Bases 181 to 1233 code for a protein of 350 amino acids. Lineage: Eukaryota; Metazoa; Arthropoda; Insecta; Diptera; Psychodidae. The record is from RefSeq and is a predicted model, not a curated record.